Messenger RNA from Closterium sp. NIES-67, 4180 nucleotides. The record is from the annotation of a GenBank genome assembly. Lineage: Eukaryota; Viridiplantae; Streptophyta; Zygnematophyceae; Desmidiales; Closteriaceae.
CUUCCCUCCGUUUUUUCCAGUCGAACCCCGUCUCAGAUAGAGUCGGGACCUACACUUCAUCUGUUGAUGUCGGGUUUCUGCUGAUUGUUGUAGACGAGACGGAGUGGGUAGCAGUGCGGCACCCGUGUCUAUGUCACGGCUGCAGCGUCGCGUCUGGUGCCAUGUAAAAAUCAAUCAAGGCCAUGUGACAGUUUUAACCCCUAGAUACCCGGUCACAUAGUUCGCAUUUCCGCGCUUUCUCUGCAGGCUUAAUCCAGCCAUUAUGCACAGCGCCACCUAAGCCCACUUUCCGCCCAACUUACCAAUAGUCCGUUCUAAUCGUUCGUGCGCUCUCCGACCCGCCGGCUCUUCCCAUGCCUUUAGAAACGUCGCUCGACGUCGUCCAUGCGACGUCGCCGACGCGUGCUUCCGUGCGACCAGCCGUGAAGGCCCCGCGCGGGCGAUGGCAGGUGGCGUUCAAGCUCUGGCGCGUCAUCGCUGCGCUGCCGCGCGCCGUCUCCUCGGUGGCUCAGCGGGUGCGGGGGGGCAUGGCGAGCGGGAAGGCUCGGCGCGCAUUGAUGAGGCGCGUGAUGCGGCAGAUGGUGGCGGUGCACGAGGAGGAGAUGGAGGUGGUCCUAGAAGCGUUCUGCUCCUUCUUCUUCCUGCUAGCGGCGUACUUCGUGUGCCAGCCGCUGCGCGACGAGGCGGCCAUGAGUCUGGGCACGGGCGCGCUGCCGGGCCUCUUCCUCGCCUCGCUCGCCUCCACCGUCGCCGCUGCGCCGCUGUCGUCCGCGCUGCUCUCGCGCACCGACAUCAGCAAGGGCCGGGCGCUGCUGCUGCUGUACCGCUUCUUCUCCCUCUGCCUCCUCGGCUUCUUCUGCCUCUACCUCCUCGUGCCUCCCCCCGCUGUACUCCCCGCUCUCCCCAAGCUGCCCGACGCCCUUGUGGAGGAGGCCACCCAUGCCGUGCACGCAGCAGUGCUGCCGUACCCAGCCGCUCACUCCGAUGCUGCAGGCCAGCUCGCGGUCUUCGCCGACGUCUCGCUGCCCUUCCUCGCCGUGCGAGCCGGCCUCUUCCUCUUCGUGGCGCUGCUGAACCUCUUUGCCAUCGCGGCCAUGUGGGCGCGCCUCGCCGAUGUCAUGACCAGCGAGGCCGGGGCGCGUCUCUUCGGCUUCAUAGGGGCAGGCGCCACCUUUGGCCAGCUCGCUGGCUCGCUGCUCGCCUCCUCGCUUGCUGCCCUGGGCCCGUACCUGCUCAUCCUGUCGGCGGUGCUCAUGGAGGUGGCUGCUCGCUGCUCCACCCUCAUUGACGAUGGCUGUGCGCUGCCCCACGCCGCGCAUGCCAGGGGGGACGAUGCGCAUGCGUGCGCACAUGGGGAGGUGCAGGGGGAGGGGCAUCGCCACGGAUGGUGCUCGCAUGCACGCCCACGAAAAUGCACGUGUGUGCAGAACCGUACUGUUGCCCCCCCCGCUACCUCUCCCCUUCGCCCCUGCGCUUCCAUUCCCAUGCUCCUAUCAUCCUCCUCGCCCCACUCCUCCUCCCUCAGCGCCUAUUGCACACACCAACCCCGCUAUCCGCCUGCCACCAUCACCACUGCACCCACCCCCUCUCCUCCCCUCCUCACACCGGCAGACACACCCUCCCACGCCCUCCUCACCCCCCCCGCGCCUACAGACACUGACCCCUUCCCCUCCCCCUUCCUCCCCCUACCCCCGCCUGCCCAGCCCUCUCCCCUUCCCCCUUCCGCGCCCUGCCUGCUGCAUGCGCGCGUGGGGGAGGAGGACGGUACGGGGGAGGGCGAAAGGGGCGGCCUUGGGGCGUGUGGCUUGCACGAAAGGGGGAGGGUGGGCGGAGGAGAGGAGGGGAGUGAGGGGGGAGAUGUGGGACACAUUGCGCAUGCAUGUGCCACUCUGGACCACGCGACAACCGUUGAGUCGAGUGAAUUAUCCUCUGGUGGAGCUAGAGAGGGGGUGGCUGGAGAGUUGGUUGGCGUGGCCGGGAGAAGAGUGGGUGCAGUGCUGCGGUCUGCUGUGUCGUGGCCCCAGAGCAUGGCAGAGGCUGCUGCCGCGGAGGGACGAGGGGAGGAGAGCGCGCGCAGCAAGGAUGGCGGAAGGGGGUUGGGAGGGCGAAGAGCAGCGAGGAAAGGAGUGGGGAGGAGCAUUGGAGGGGAGGGUAUAGUCAUGGUUGAGGGUGUUGCUGGUGAUGCACAGGUGACAAUGGGGACAGUGAAAGAAAUGAGCGGCACAGUGGCAGGGGGUGCAGGUGCGGCAGGGGCAUUUAGGGCGGAGAGGGGGGAACUGGUGUGCAGGAGGCGGAGUGAGCGGGUGGGUGGUUUGGGUCGGGGGGAGGAGAAGGGGAUGCUGGAGAGGCACGGAGGAGGGGAGAGUGGGAAUGGUCACUUCAGUGGUGCUGUUUCUGGGAGCACAAGUGGUGCUGCUGUCAGUGCCAUAGUGGAUGCAGGGGUAUCUGUUGGGAUCGUAGUGCAACAGAAGCACCUGAAAGGGCACCUGGCGGGAGACAUGGGAGUGCAGGUGGGAGGGGACGUGGAUCAUGGUGAAGGCAGUGGGGAAGGGUCUGCUGUGGCAGGGGGGACAGGGGGGCAAGGGGGGCCAGGGGGAGCAGCAGGGAUGGACUUGGGUAAUUCGCCCAGCAAGCUGAAGCCCAGACCGCUGUGGCAGUGGCAGUGGCUGCGACUGCAGGCACCGUGGCACGUGACAGGGAGGCAGGAACGGGAAGAGCAGGGCUGGCGAGGGGCACGACCGGUAGAGGCAGAGAGGGGCGUGGGGCUGGCAGGGGAUGAAUCGAAUAGCGAUGUGGAGCAGAGGGGGGCGUUGCUGGGCUGUCAUGCGCCCGCAUGCAGAGUAGCAGGACAGGCAGACGCGGUGAGAGGCGGCGAGAGGGUGUGUGUGCAGGGAGGGGCAGCAGCAGAGAGGGAUGCAGCUGCGUGCAUCAGCUGCAGACGGGGCGUUGACUCGUGCGCGUGUGCGCCUGCCCUCGCCCCUGUGGCUGAGGGACAGGAGGGAGCCACGGAGGAGGGGGGGCUUGCAGAGGUGCUGCAGGGUGGAGAGAGAGAGGAAUCAGUGGGCGGUGCAUCACAGGGAUGGGUGGCACAUGGCAAGGGGCAGGGCAGUGAAGGCGUGUUGAGGGAUCCAGUGAAUGGCCUGCCAUGCACGCACUUCCAUUUGCAACGGCAUGUCAAUCCACCUGCUGCUGCUGCUGCGCCCUGCUGUGCUGGCAGCGAAGCAGGGAGUGUGAACCAUGCAGGCACCAUGUGCGCGCCUUGCUGCUGUAGCAGCAGCAGGGGCGGCAGGAGCAGCAGGGGCGGGUGGCAGGGUGGGGGGUUGAGGGAUUUGGUGGCGGGGGUGCGGCUAGUGCUGUCGUCGUCGUACCUGCUGCACGUCUGCGCCUUCCUCAUGCUCACUGCUAUCGUCUCCUCCUUCUUCUACUUCGAGAGGUCAUCAGUGGUGGCGACAUCAGUGGUGGAUCCGGUGCAGCGGCGCAAGGCCAUAGCCAACAUCAACUCGCUCUCUGCGGUGGCCACCGUUGUCUUUCAACUCACGCUCACGGGUCGUCUACUCACAACGUUUGGAGUGGCAGCAGCGCUCGCAGCAUCGCCAGUGGCGGCACUCAUAGGCAUGGCGGCCAUUGCAUGGCACCCCACUCCUCUCGUUGUGGCUGGCUCCGAGGCCCUGCGCAAGGUGGUGACAUAUGUGUUGACGCGGCCCAGUCGCGAGAUUCUCUUCACAGUGGUGACGCGCGAGGAGAAGUACAAGGCCAAGGUGACAAUAGACACGGUGGUGCAGCGCCUGGGAGAUGCAGCAGCAGCGGGCUUCUUCCGCCUGCUGGGCGGGGUGUUCCUCCUGGGGCCCUCUGGUGUUGCCACCUACACCGUCCCGCUGUGUGUGCUGUGGUGUGGGCUUGCUGUCACCUUGGGUCUGCGCCAGCAAGCCAUGGCUCGCAUGCAGCAGGGAGGGGGGCCAGCACCCAAACGUGCUCAGGGAUUCUGAGCUGCCUUAUGGCCUUGGUAGUGUUGCUUUACAUGGGCAGUUUGCUGCUCAUACACCAGCCUUGCUGCAAGGUCGAUUAGAACGUGCAUUUGUUCCGGUAUAUAGUUUAUUGUAAUGUUCGUUCAAGUGCAUUAUGAGAAGCAUUCAACUCCAUACAGCUGAAUGCAACAGUGAAGUGAAGGCAUGUGCUCUGU